Messenger RNA from Hibiscus syriacus, 1688 nucleotides. RefSeq names its product ankyrin repeat-containing protein BDA1-like. Bases 22 to 1485 code for a protein of 487 amino acids. NCBI's taxonomy places the organism in Eukaryota, Viridiplantae, Streptophyta, Magnoliopsida, Malvales, Malvaceae. The record is from RefSeq and is a predicted model, not a curated record. Gene Ontology annotation, molecular function: protein binding. The transcript is spliced from 2 exons.
UUUCAUCACCAAUCAUCCCCUAUGGAAAACACAGCUCGAAGGGAUCACAUAGCAGACAUAGCUCUAGGGACUUACAUGGAACGAGCAGCUGCGAGGAAUGUUCCGGACGACACAGCUCUACGGAAUUAUAUGGAAAACGCCGUUCAAGAUGACGAUAUCGACGCAUUGUAUGCGUUAAUCCGGCGAGAUCCAACAAUUCUGAAUCACUACGACAAAUUGCCUUUCGAAAACACUCCACUACACAUCGCAGCAUCCACCGGGAACAUUGAAUUCGCCAUGGAAAUGAUGAAUCUAAAGCCAUCAUUCGCAAGGAAGCUAAACCGGUACGGCUCGAGUCCCUUGCACCUCGCUUUGGAACACAAUCGGGUGCAGAUGGUGCGGUUGCUUGUGACCGCUGAUAAAGAUCUGGUCCGUGUCAAGGGCCGUGAGGGUAUGACGCCGUUCCAUCGGGCGGUCGCGGCGAACAACCUGGAGGCUUUGAGUGAAUUCCUUGUGGCUUGCCCUGAAUGCAUAGUGGACGCGAACAUCAGGGGACAGACUGCCCUACAUAUUGCAGCAACAGGGGACAUGAUGGAAGGUCUUAAAAUAAUGGUCCAUUGGCUUAGAAGGAACAAUUACAAAGAUGGCGAUGUUUGGCAGCAUGAAGUCCUUAACGCAAAGGACAAUGGAGGCAACACGGUUCUGCAUGUAGCUGCAACCAAUAACCAUCCCCAGAUGAUAAGACUACUGUUGAAUAGUUCGGUCGAAAAGAACUUGACAAAUGUAGAUAACAUGACACCUUUGGAUAUCUUACAACGUCAAGGUAACGACCAAGAGUCCCAAAAAAUUCUAAAGACCGCAGGAGGUUUAAACGCGGCCAACCUCCCCGACAUCCCGACGUUACCAGCGUUCUUACAAACGAAGAUCACACUUUCUGAAUUAACGAGUAAGUCCGCCGAUCGGCAGCGCCGGAACCUAUCGAGCAGCACUCGGAGCGCCUUAUUAGUGGUAGCCGGUCUAAUGGUAACAGCCACGUACAAUGCCGCACUCAAUCCCCCUGGUGGCAUUUCGCCAGGCCCAUGCCCUAUGAAUUCCACAUCUACCACUAAUGCUACAACCAAUAGUCCCCUUGAUGGCUUGACCGUGCAAGACAAUCCACUGGGAAAAUCUGUGUUGAGUUCCACAUAUUUCCUCAUUUUUUACACUUUGAACACACUGUGUUUUUUUCUAACAUCACUGGUGAUAUUUCAGUUCCUCAUAACUGAUGCUCCUGAUUUUAUUAUUAUCGUCCUUGGCUUGUCAUUGGGGUUUCUGUUCUCAUGCUACUUGGAUGCGAUCCUGGCCAUAGCACCGACGUUUAGCUACGUAAUUGCCUUCGUCGUUUCGGCUUUGUUAACCAUACCGACACGAUUGUGGCAGCCGAGGAGAUCGCGGUAUGGAAACUAUUUGCGCAGGAAAUAUAUAUAUAAGCGUCAUCAAGAUGGAGGGUUUUGGUGGGUUAUUUAGAUCUUCUCCAAUAGGGUUUUUUUUUUUUUUACUUCGUUAGAUUCUUUUCAUGCAUUAUACGUUAAUUUCUCUAAAGAAGUAGUUUAUUAGUUAGCUGGAGUUGGAUGAGCGGUUAGAUUAAUUGUAAAGUUGUGUGUAUAAAGGUGUAAUUGAGAUUCACUGUAAUCUAUCUUUCUCAGUAUGAUGAGUAAACUUAAUUUCUU